CAAGUUAAAAUUUAAAAAAUAAAAUACAGAAUUAAAAAUCAUAAUUUCUGUUUUGUGUGUAACAAUUAUUGCAAUAACUACAAAAUAAUCAAGUUGAUUUAGAAUUAUAGAAUCCCAUAAUUGAUUCACUCUCAAAAUCUCAACAAGUUCACUACAGUAUAUAAUUAUUCGAAUUCUCUAAAGUUAUAUCCUAUUAUACAUCGGCAGUAGACAACAAGUGAUAUAAUUUAUAUUAGGUGUAUAAAUCUAUCUUUGCAAUAAUUGAGAGAUUUUAAUAAUAAGAAAAGUAUUACAGUUAAAUAUACUUUAGAUUUUAAGAAUGGGUUCGACAAGUCGCUGGCUUGAUGUAGAAGUUGGAACGAAUGAAAUUCAUCUUGAUUCGUUGCCGUCGAAUGUUGUGGUAGCUGAUAUACAUAAUGAUAAUGAAUUCAAGUUAGUCGUUGGAGAUUUUGGAAAACCUAAUGAAGGCCCAAAGAUAAAGAUCUUCAAAGGUGCCAUGCAGAUGGCAGACAUGCUAUUGCCAGACCUACCUUUAGGAGUUGUAUGUUUCUAUGCAAGUGAAACAUCGCCUAAAUCAGCACCAUUAAUUGCAGUGGCUUUCAGCUCAUGUGUCUAUGUAUAUAGAAAUCUCAAACUAUUUUAUAAAUACUAUUUACCAAGUAUUGAACUGAAUAAAUCUGAAUUGGAUGUCUGGAAGCAGUUAAAAGAUCCUGUGAACAACAAUGAAGAAUCUAUAAUAUUACUUACAAAGAAGUUAUCCAGUAUACCUACUGAUGUAUUGAGCAGACAAUCACUGUCAUUCCUUGCUUUACCUAUGGACCAAAAAUUGGAAUAUUUGGACACUAUUGAUGAGGAUCCAAAGAAGUUGCAACCAGAGAUAUCGUGUGUGACUACCAUGAAGUUGAGCUCAAAUGAUAAGCAUGCAGUUAGUUGUCUGGUUAUAGGUAGUGAAAGCGGACAUGUGUAUUACUUGGAUCCUCAUACAUUUACUCAAAUGGCAAUGGCCAGGUUAAGUUCAGUGAAAACGGUCCCAUACCAAAUGAUAGCUACCGGACUGUACAAUGUUGACUUCAGAUUAACUGUAGCUACAAGGGAUAAAGCCGUUAUUCUAUUGAAACAUGGGUCAACCGAAGGACGCCAUUUGUUUUCCACUGAAGAGCACAUUGUAGCCAUUGAAGUGAUGAUGUUUGACAACAGUAUUAUGGUCAUAUGUUGUGAUAAAACACUGUCUUCUUACACUAAAAAGGGUAAGAAGCAGUGGUGGCUGAGCCUGGAACAUCGUCCGGUAGCGAUGUGCCUCGUGCCAGUGCUGCACCUGGGGGUGACCCUGACCGCGGUGGCACUGAGCUCGGGCCACGUGUACCUCUAUGACGGCAAGAUCAAACGGGACACCGUGUUUGUGAGAGAUGUCGCCUCAGUGAUAAAGUUUGGCAGACUGGGACAAGAGGAGCACGCUUUUAUAAUAAUAACCGCAAGUGGUAACUUAAUGCUGAAGCUAUUGAAACGCACAGCCGAAUUUAAUGGCCAAGCAGCUGGCGUCGACCUCGGGAACCCUUCCGUAGGACAGAAGCCGUGGAUGAUCCCAAAGAAGUCUAAGCUGUUUCUAGAACAAUCCAUGAGAGAAAGAGAAAAUGCCACAGCUAUGUACGAGACAUUCCAGCACGACCUGAACAAGUUGCGGCUGAAGGUAGCCUCCACGCUCAUAGAGGCUCACACCAGGUCCGACAAUACUCUGGCAGUCGGAGACUUGGAGUCCAUUAAACUAGCUGCUGAGGUAGAUGGACUGGGCCCAAUGUUUCUCAUGACUCUGAUAGUGGAGAACAGAUCCCAGACGAAGUCAGUUGUCGGUCUGUCGGUUCUGUUCCACCUGACGACCAGCUACAAGGUUGACACACCAUAUAUUAAGGUACCUCUUCUAUCACCCGGCUGCAAACUUAGGUUCAGAACGAAAAUUGAAGAGAUAUUCAGUGAAAAUAUGAAUCCUGAUAUCUUAUUUAGAUCUGUAACCGGUCAGGGUGGGGAGGGGUCAAUGAUCAAGAUUCUGUUGUUGAAGGCGGGCAAGUGCAGGCCAGUACUCGCUGCCAACGUUCAGAUGCCCCCCACCGACCCUUUGCUAGUGCCCUGUGAUAAAAUGCAACCUUCAGGGUUUAAAGGUGACGAUGUUGCUGAUUUCUAGAAUUGACGGUAUUUAGAAAAUUGAGUGUCACAUUGUUUGAUAUAUUUAUUAUGUCGCUCUUAACCAGAUACAAUCCUUUUAUGACACGUUUAGAACUUAGAUAAUUAAUACGUCUAGAUUGAGUUUCUUGCUGUUAGACAACUGAUAAAAACAAGCCAGGUUUAAUACUUUAGUGUGCGUGACAUCCUGCGUCUUACACGCGUGAUUUGUAUGACACUUUGUCUUACGGCCGUUCAGAAUAUACUAUCUACAGAUAGAGAUAUAUUACUACCUUCUACUGUCAGUAAUUAGCUGUCAAUAAUCUGAAGCUUGGGACAGCUUAUACAUAUACCCGACAAGUUAUUCGCCAGUUCACUGUUGCAAUUUCUAUACAAACUUCUAUUCCUAGUAAGCUAUACGUCGUCCCAUUGACAGACAAUGUGUACGGAUAACACGAGUUACCGUCGAUAAGUUUAUUGGGACAAAAAAGUUAACGAUAGUUACGAUUUUUUAUCUCAAGUAGGCUACAACCGGAGAUAGACUGAAUAUUGGGAAUGGCCGUUAGUGCGCGUCAUUGCUCAAAAUAGAGGUUAAUUCUAAACUCAAUUUUAUUGAUUUUUUCACAGCUGUCAUAGUCUAUCUAGACGUAUAAAUGAUCUAAGGUUUAGGAUAUUCCUACAGGAAAAAUUUAGUAUUGAGUAGACGUACCUACCAAGCAUUGUUCACACAAUAUUGUUAUGUUGGCUUUAUACAGUGAUUUGAAAUAAAUACAAUU
Leptidea sinapis is the source of this 2930-nucleotide messenger RNA. It is a transcript of the gene BBS1, whose product is annotated as Bardet-Biedl syndrome 1 protein homolog. Gene Ontology annotation, biological process: non-motile cilium assembly; protein localization to cilium. The coding region runs from base 320 to 2176 and encodes 618 amino acids. The transcript has 11 exons. NCBI's taxonomy places the organism in Eukaryota, Metazoa, Arthropoda, Insecta, Lepidoptera, Pieridae. Gene Ontology annotation, cellular component: BBSome; centrosome; axoneme. Gene Ontology annotation, molecular function: smoothened binding; patched binding. The record is from RefSeq and is a predicted model, not a curated record.